AUGGCCGCCCUUCCACAAACCGCCGACUACUCGGCUACACACGAAGCUGCCGUCGCCGCAGCCGCAGCAGCAGCGGGCGCAUCCUCAUCACAUCCCUCGUCCGAUGCCAAGCAGCCUGCACCGGCCCACGUCGCCAGCGCCAACUCGGCGGGCACCUACAGCUCCUCCUCGCUUCCACUUGCCAUCGCCGCUCAGCAACGCAAAUUGUCCGGUCGCUAUGCGCUCGCCGAUUUCGCCGUCGAGCGCACUCUAGGCACGGGCAGUUUCGGUCGUGUCCAUCUCGUCCGCUCGCGCCACAACCACCGCUUCUACGCCAUCAAGGUGCUGCGCAAGGAGCAGGUGGUCAAGAUGAAGCAGGUCGAGCACACCAAUUCCGAACGUGCCAUCCUGUCCAUUGUGCGUCACCCUUUCCUCGUCAACCUCUGGGGCACGUUCAAGGAUUCCACCUUCCUCUAUAUGGUCAUGGACUAUGUUCCUGGUGGCGAGCUGUUCACGCUUUUGCGCAAGUCACAGCGAUUCCCGCACCCAGUGGCCAAGUUCUACGCCGCCGAAGUGGCGCUCGCCAUCGACUACCUGCAUCAGAACAACAUCAUCUAUCGAGACUUGAAACCGGAAAACAUCCUGCUGUCCGCGGACGGUCAUCUCAAGAUUACGGACUUUGGGUUCGCGAAGUACGUUCCGGAUGUCACCUGGACGUUGUGUGGUACACCGGACUACCUUGCGCCCGAGAUUGUCAGCAGUAAAGGAUACAACAAGUCGGUGGACUGGUGGGCGCUCGGCGUUCUGCUGUACGAAAUGCUCGCCGGUCACCCACCCUUCUUCACGGAAGAUGGAAACCCGAUCAAGUUGUACGAGAAGAUCAUCGCAUGCAAAGUGCGAUAUCCACCGUACUUCGAGACUGGGGUUAAAGAUCUGCUCAAGAACCUCCUCACCGCCGACCUCUCCAAACGGUACGGAAACCUUCGUCGUGGAAGCAAGGACAUCUUCGGUCACAUGUGGUUCGCCGAAGUCGACUGGGAUAGGCUGUACAGGCGCGAAAUUCCCGCACCCUACCUGCCGACCGUUACGGCCGAUGGUGAUAGUAGCCAGUUCGAGAGGUAUCCGGAAAACGAUGUCACCGAAUACGACCGUACGGAUCUGCCGGACAAUUUGGGUCAUUUGUUCCCCGAUUUUUAG
This is a messenger RNA of Kalmanozyma brasiliensis GHG001, 1176 nucleotides long. Its product is annotated as Protein kinase domain protein. The transcript has a single exon. Gene Ontology annotation, molecular function: ATP binding; cAMP-dependent protein kinase activity. The record is from RefSeq and is a predicted model, not a curated record. NCBI's taxonomy places the organism in Eukaryota, Fungi, Basidiomycota, Ustilaginomycetes, Ustilaginales. The coding region runs from base 1 to 1176 and encodes 391 amino acids. Gene Ontology annotation, cellular component: nucleus; cAMP-dependent protein kinase complex. Gene Ontology annotation, biological process: peptidyl-serine phosphorylation.